Molecule: messenger RNA, 756 nt
Organism: Pochonia chlamydosporia 170
Lineage: Eukaryota; Fungi; Ascomycota; Sordariomycetes; Hypocreales; Clavicipitaceae
Product: malate dehydrogenase
Exons: 2
Coding region: 1-756 (251 amino acids)
Source: RefSeq, a predicted model, not a curated record
AUGUUUAAGUCAUAUCUCCUCAUGCUUUCAGCCGCUCUGGCUCUUGGACUGCCCUCUGGCUCCAGUUGUGCUCCCAGCCCCAAGACUCCGACUCUUCCCCAAACAGGUGGUGCGACCAACCUGCCGGCACCUCCCGCGGGCUCUAAACUGCUGCACAUCGCCCUCGGCUUUGGUAUUCAAAACUACACUUGUGCCAGCGUAGGCGCAACCCCCACCGCGACUGGUGCUCUCGCCAUGCUCUACGAUAUCACCGACUUUUACCCCGGUCAGAGCAAGAAGUCGCUUUCACAAAAGGACUGGGAUGGUCUCACCUCCCGCGCUCUUUGGACACAAAAUGUUCCCCUCAACUUCAACAAGUCCUCCGCUGGACGAGUUGACGCCAGGUACCCCGGCGCUUCUCAAACCAACCCAUUCACCAAGGAUGCUCCUCUCUGCCUCCGGGGUAUGAGGGAGCUACCCUUCCUCGGCCACCACCUCUUCACCAGCGCCGGCGUCCCCAACUUCAUUCUUGAGGGCGGCAAGAUCAACAUGCUCGCCGGAAAGAACGCCGGGGUCGAUGCCCCCACCAACGCCGACAAGGGCCGCGACGGGACCGGCGCCGUAGCUUGGCUCCAGCUUGGCGCAAAGGACGGCAGCAUCGGUAACGCCAAGCUUGUGUACCGAGUCUUGACGGCCGGUGGUAACAGCCACGGUUGCGCCAAAGCAGCCGGACAAGAUAGCACGAGCUACACUGCGCAAUACUGGUUCUACGGAUAG